Molecule: messenger RNA, 1173 nt
Organism: Aspergillus tubingensis
Lineage: Eukaryota; Fungi; Ascomycota; Eurotiomycetes; Eurotiales; Aspergillaceae
Product: ribosomal protein L37e family protein
Exons: 2
Coding region: 1-1173 (390 amino acids)
Source: RefSeq, a predicted model, not a curated record
AUGCCUGACCUACCACACAAGUUAUCUAAAAAUGCGCAAGAAUGGGAGGAUGCCAUGGAUGAAAUGGAACUCACAGGCAAGACUGUACACGGUGCAGAGCUAGCCUCAGCCUCGAGAAUUGAAUACAAGCAGUUUCUUCUGCUUCGUGUACUGUGGGUAGGGCACCAUGCAACAGAUCUGCCAAAAAUGCUGCCUGGCUUCAAUAGAUGGAUUGCUAAGGCGGAGAAGAUGCUAAAAGGUUACAAAUCAUGGGAUACAUACUGUCAGAGUUUCACGCGCCCAGAUGCUGGAGAAGGAAACUUUUCAAUUGCCCGACACUACCAGCUUGAGGUUACAAACACCAAGGAUGAUACUGAUCCACUGUCACUUGCAACUCCUAUUGCACACCGGACACGCUCCCGUUUACUGAAUCGAGAGCUUGCCAAAGACUACUUGGAAACACCUUCAAAAUCAACUAACAUCUCCACAGUAUUGAACAUUGAGGAACUUCGUAUUCACGAUCCGCUUGAUGAUUCAGAAACACUGGUUCUAGAAACCCCGAUCUCAGAGAUCCCAGAGACUCCGAGCCCCUUCCAGGAAAUCACACCCGACUCCCAGGAGCCGGACAAUGUGUUAUACCCUCCAACUAAGGAUGAGCAGAUAGUGAACUGUGCUUUAGUUAUCUUCUUGAAUGCGUUGACCAUACCCUUCAAGCUCGCCAACAACUGGACCUUGCACAGGAAGGCUUUCAAAGCUAUCUUUGAUAAUGCCAGUUUUGAGGCAAGAACUGACGGCUAUCUGGAUGACCGUCACGGAGAAGCUCAGGCCAUUAUCGAAGUGAAGCCUGUCAGACGAUCCAUGAAAUCAGUUCCUAUCCAAAUGCAAGAGAGCGCUCAAAUGGUAGCUUGGAUAAAGAAUGAUUGUGAGAAGCUGCCAAAUCCAAUAGAUAUGAGGCACUUUCUUGUCGCGCAGGACCGACACGAAAUCUACCUGAUAGUUGCUCAGUAUCAUGCUGACUACGUCAGGUACUUGACUGACAGUAAGCAUAGCAGCCAGCGCCCAUCUUUCAUGACUAUGCAUAUGUUCGGUCCUUGGGAUACGCUGGAGCUAUCACAUAUGAAAAACCUCGGACCUAUUUUGCUGGCGAUUACACUUCGUGCGGAUGCUGAGCUGAGAAAAAUCAGACCAGGCUGA